This is a messenger RNA of Sinocyclocheilus rhinocerous, 2508 nucleotides long. RefSeq names its product probable ubiquitin-conjugating enzyme E2 W-B. The transcript is spliced from 6 exons. The record is from RefSeq and is a predicted model, not a curated record. NCBI's taxonomy places the organism in Eukaryota, Metazoa, Chordata, Actinopteri, Cypriniformes, Cyprinidae. Bases 20 to 463 code for a protein of 147 amino acids.
GUCGUCUCUGAUAGUGUAAAUGAAAAGGUUACAGAAGGAACUGCUAGCCUUGCAGAAUGAUCCACCUCCUGGAAUGACCCUAAAUGAGAAGAGCGUACAGAACACCAUCACACAAUGGAUUGUGGAUAUGGAAGGAGCCUCUGGUACUCUUUAUGAGGGGGAGAAAUUUCAGCUUCUUUUUAAAUUUAGUAGUCGUUAUCCCUUUGACUCACCUCAGGUAAUGUUCACAGGAGACAAUAUACCCGUCCAUCCCCAUGUUUAUAGCAAUGGCCACAUCUGCCUGUCCAUCUUAACGGAGGACUGGUCACCAGCUCUUUCGGUACAGUCUGUUUGUCUUAGCAUUAUUAGCAUGCUGUCUAGCUGCAAAGAGAAGAGGCGGCCUCCUGAUAACUCCUUUUAUGUACGGACGUGUAAUAAAAAUCCAAAGAAGACGAAAUGGUGGUAUCAUGAUGAUACCUGUUAAUAUGAACUUUCUAGAACUCCCGGAGGGAAGAAGUCCUACUGAACUAUAAAAGCACUUUUUGAAAUCAUAUGGUCUCUGAACUUUAACCUUGGACUCAAACUCAAGCAUGGACUCAGACCACAAACAUGGGAGAUGAUGUCAGCUGUGUUACCGGUGGCCAGUUGGAUGCAUGUUUGGGAAAACUAAAAAACAGUCGAAGAAUGGAAAUACAUUUUUAAAGAGGAUGGAAACAUACCCGUCAAGGGUUGGUGUGGAAAAAUUUAGAUAAAUCCAUGAAAAAGGAUUUUUUUUUUUUUUGUAGUGAGAUUAUUUCUAUCUUGGACCAUACAUAUUCCUGUUCAUUUUUGUCAUUGGUAUGUUAUAAGGUCCAUGUGUCUUGUGCAAUAACAAGGAUAGGUGCAUAGCAGGGCCAAUAAUGAGAAAUCCAAAUCAAAUUAUAGAAGUCCAAAACCAAUCUGGAAAUUAUUGUAGUGUCCUUCGCUUUUUCUCUUUCCUUAUAUUCGUACUGAAAUGAUAUGCACUGUGAUGAAAGACCAGUUCAUUCUAACGAAGAUAUGGCGCACCUCUUUAGCGAGUUUCUGAUGUUCCACUGUAAAUAGAUUAAUUUAAGAAAGGUACUGUUUUAUCUCAUUCAUCUCAAGCUCUGCUGUCACUGCAAAUGGUGGUUUCAUUGUCACUUAAGACUAUAAUUGGUCCGUUUGAGCAUCAAAACCAACCUUGACCAUCCAUGAACUCAUAUUUACCUCUACCAAGUCAUAUGGGAUGGAACCAGUGUUGUGUAGGUUUGCCAUUAAAGCAGAGCUGUAGGUAACCCAGUAUAUUGAAUGUUAGCAAGAAAGUUCUGUCUUGUGUUCUAUGUUAUUUGUAUAAAAUGUUUUUGUUAUGAGGCAUUCGCUCAAAAUUAUGUUAAACUAUUCCAUUUAAAAAAUUUGCUUCACCUUUGACACUUUUUUUUUUUUUUUGGUGCAAGUAAUGAAAAAGAGUUGUUCAAGAGUGUACGUCUUAUUUAAUUUGGGGUAUUUGUUUUAUUCUCUGUAACCUCAGAUGGUUUGGAAGUUACUGUGGUUUAUAUAUUCUCAAUGUUGAUUAUCCUGGUCAUACUUGCCUGGCUCGGGUCAUUUUUUCAAGGACAAAAAGAAAAUCACAAAUAUUCCUAAAUAUUUUCCAUUUGAUUAUAUUUUCUCCUAAAGGACUGUUACAUAGUUUAACGAAAAAAACGAAAGAAAAAAAACGAAAUAAUGCGUAUAACUCCCAAAAGUGAGAUUAAUUAACCUGGCAGCAUGUAGAUAGACAAAUGAUGUUAUUGCAGAGCACAUAUUUGAUAAUGUUUAGAUCCUGCACUUUUUCCAAAAUGAAAUUAUUUUAAUUCUCCAAAAUUGAGUGUUAUGAUCAAAGAUUAUCUGGUAGUUUGGUUUUUGUGUUUUCUGGGAUUAAAAAACAACAACAACACUUUUUGUUCCCAACAUUUGUAUAUGUUUGAUGUACGGUAUCUGAUCAGUAAUGUGCAAUCUCACACUGUUUAUUAACUUCAUACACUCCAAAGAUGUAUUUUUAGCCAUCCAUUCAGAACUACUUGAAUAUUCUAAUCCUGGUUUGCUUGUCUUCUUUUCCAUCGUCUGUGGUACAGUGUACUUAGACUUCCAAGUGAAUGUGUUGGUGUAGAAAAAAUGGAGAUGGCCAUGACUCUUCCCUCUGCACGCAAUAUCAGGAUACUUUAUUUUAUGUUACACAUGUAAUUGUCCUUACCACUGAAAGAAAUGUGUGGAAAUGACAACAGGGCUAAACUUGAAUGUGUGUUUGGUGGCUGAGAAAAAUAUUGACACCUGUCAGCAUUUGAAAGGAAGUCAAUACGUGUACACACUUAUAAGUUUAAGUAGACUUGGGUAUCUAAAAAGUUUUCUUUUUUGCUAAUAAAGGGUUCUAUUUAAAUCGGUUUUUGCCAGUUGUAGGAGGUGAUAGGAGUUAUUGUUUUUCUAACUCUUUCUUUGAGGUUUUUUUUUUUUUUUUGGGUAUGUACAAAUUAUGUCAGUUUUGCCUGUUAAUUU